Messenger RNA from Phyllopteryx taeniolatus (common seadragon), 2701 nucleotides. RefSeq names its product chromosome 21 C6orf62 homolog (gene c21h6orf62). Bases 1255 to 1947 code for a protein of 230 amino acids. NCBI's taxonomy places the organism in Eukaryota, Metazoa, Chordata, Actinopteri, Syngnathiformes, Syngnathidae. The record is from RefSeq and is a predicted model, not a curated record. The transcript is spliced from 5 exons.
UGGCGCUGCCAUUUUGGAGAAGCUUUCCCCACACAGGAGGGCUUCGCGAAGCUUCUUGUUGUUCGUGGCCAGAAACGGAAAGAAACCAGCAAAAAACCGACGCGUCGAGUGUGUAAAAACGACAAACCCGCUGGACGCGUAAUAAUGGGCCCGCCGCCGGGAGACAGACCGCGCCGCACGUCGACUGAAAGAACGGGGGGCUCCAGCUGGAGCGCCGAUUUAUCUUGACAUGGCAUGCGGCAGCAGUUAGGGCGACGACCGGCCGAGGAAACGCUCCACAACCGCCAAACUAUUUGAAAGACGCGAGACGCAACGGAGGCUUGUUUUAGUUGACCGAGUCAAAAUCACAAAGCCCUUCACGGAGUUGUUGACGACGCGACCUUAAAAAGACACAAAAUGUCGAGCUCACGCGCUAGCCGCCUGUUAGCAUUUUAGCAUCGCGCAACAGUGGCGAGGACUUGUAAACAAAGAUGACCGAGUCGUAACCGGGACGCUUUCCUUCUCCUCCUCCAAAAAAUAAAAAUAAAAAAUAAACAAAGUCUCUCGGGCCGCCGAGGAGCUACAAUGUAGCUUCGGUCGCUGCUAGCUCGGCUUAGCUCAAAAUAAACCAUGACCAGCACCAUCGGCACGACUACUAGCAGGAGCAAGUAGGCCGCGAGCCCAAAAAGCGCCGAGGAAAAUGUCAAACAGCCUUCGUCGUCGUCUUCCUCUUCCAUGUGUGCCAACGUCUCCCCGCCACGCUCGUCCGUCCGCCCGGUCCAGCACACUCAGUCAUGGAUGAGGGACUCUGAAAGCCGCCGCUGAAUAUUUUUAGCCUGCUAGCCCUCCAUUGCACCUAGCACCGCUAUGGGGCUCAACUGUAGGAAGUACUAAUAAUAAUAAUAAUAAUAAUAAUCUACCACCUUUUGGUUCUCUGGUUUUUAGUUACAAAUCCGAUUCAAGACCUGUUGACGGCAGGUUUGGCGUCUUAAAACGAUGGAUUUAUGAACAACCAACAAGGAGAUGUAGUGUUAUUGUAAAUGCCCUGCCCGCCACCUUGCAAAAAAAAAAAUACAAAAUUUGCGUAAAAAUGACUUGAUAUGAUGUUGUUCGGUUAGAAGACCCGUUUCAGUUUGUAGUUAAUAGAGUGGCUAGUUCACAGACUUGGUUAGCGCUCCGUCGUCUAUAAGCGCAAACCCCCCCCCCCUCCAAAAAACAAAAAAGUAUUAAGAGUGAGCGGGUCAAAAAGGAAAGUUGACACUAUCACAUCUGACCAUGGGGGAUCCGACCACACGACGAAACCAAACCAGAAAUCGUCUCCGCGCUCAACUGCGGAAGAAACGAGAAUCGUUGGCCGAUCAGUUCGAUUUCAAGAUUUACAUCGCCUUUGUUUUCAAGGACAAGAAAAAGAAGUCGGCGCUCUUUGAGGUGGCCGAAGUGGUGCCGGUGAUGACCAACAACUACGAGGAGGACAUCCUGCGAGGCGUGCGGGAUUCCCGCUACUCCCUGGAGAGUUCCAUAGAGCUCCUGCACAAGGACGUGGUGCAACUCCACGCCCCCCGAUACCAGUCCAUGCGAAGGGACGUGAUAGGCUGCACGCAGGAGAUGGAUUUCAUCCUUUGGCCACGCAACGACAUCGAGAAGAUCGUCUGUCUGCUCUUCUCCAGAUGGAAGGGAGCCGACAAUGAGCCCUUCAGGCCCGUUCAGGCCAAGUUUGAGUUCCAGCACGGCGACUACGAGAAGCAGUGCUUGCACGCGCUCGCUCGCAAGGACAAAGCUGGAAUGAUCAUGAACAACCCCGCGCAGUCCGUCUUCCUCUUCAUGGAUCGACACCACCUACAGACUGUUAAAAGCAAGGCGACGGUGUUGAAGCUGUGCAGCCUGUGCUUGCACCUCCCCCAGGACCAGCUGACCUGCUGGGGCGUGGGCGACGUCGAGGACCACCUCAGACCUUACAUGCCCGACUAGGCUUCUUCCCGAGGGGGGGGGGCCGGGCCACCUCAAUAUCCCCCCUCCUCCUCCGUCCCUCUCUAUCCUGCCUUCGGAAGCCAUUUUGAUGUUCUCAUUCUCUUCCCCCCCCCUUCUUCCUCCUCUUCCUUUUCUCCCCCCCCCCCCCCAUUCCCACUCGGUCAUCCAUUUUGUUUUCCGUCAACCUGCAUGAACAUUGAUUUGGAGCAAUCGGUCGCUGUGGCCGUCACGGCGGCAGGCAGGAACUCUUCUUUUAUGUUGGAAGAGAGAGAGAGAGAGAAAACACGGACAUGUCGUUUAAUCCUUGUUGUUACAGGAGAAGUUUUUUUUAUUGUUUGUUUCUUUGUCGUUUCCGGGAAAACCAACUUUCGGGUGUAGAACAAUUGUAAUAACACCACCAACGAUAUGACGUCAAAUCCUACGUGUCGUUAUCGCUUCUUAUUUGCUGGACUCGAGAGAUUUAACUUUUUUUUGGGGGGGGGGGGGGGGUGUAUUGUGCUUGAAUCACUACUGAUGUUUGAUUAGGGAUGCGGGCUAUUUAAUAAUGAGAAUAACAAUUUACCUAACAAAUGCAAACUAACAUUUUCUGUUUUGAUUGGCUCAAAUUUAAAAUUGCUUGUCAAAGAUUUAUUUUUAUUUUUUUUUUCAUGUUCAUGACUCGAAAGUGUGUCCAGUUGAAGGUUUGAGGCUUUUUUUGUUUUCAUUCUGUUGAUCAAUACUGCUGAGCAUAUAUCAAUACAAAUUUUGAACGCAA